Messenger RNA from Chlorella variabilis, 1692 nucleotides. RefSeq lists its product as hypothetical. The transcript has 3 exons. The coding region runs from base 1 to 1692 and encodes 563 amino acids. Lineage: Eukaryota; Viridiplantae; Chlorophyta; Trebouxiophyceae; Chlorellales; Chlorellaceae. The record is from RefSeq and is a predicted model, not a curated record.
AUGCGCCUGCAGGAGGGGCAGCAGCGCUCCCCCAGCCCAUACCUGAAAGCUCUGGAGUGCAUGGCGGGGGGAGGCGGAGACGGCGGGCCCGCCGCACGCUGCGCAACGUCUGCCCACCCCGACAGCCGAGCCUCCUCCUCGCUGGGCCAGCAGCGUGCGGCCACGGCAGCCCGCCUGCAGGCACUCAUCUCCAGAGCCAACAGGGUCAUCGUCGGCAGCAGCAGUGGUGCGGCAGCAGGGGCCAGCGGCAGCGGAGGGAGCGUUGCAGCAGCCGCCAGCCGCCGGCCCGCCUCUGCCAUGCACCAGCAGCGCCCUGCCCGCCAGCAGCCACCCGAGGAGCGGCAGCGUGCGGCCAGUGCCAUGGCGCUGCGGCAGCAGCUGCACAGAGCUGCCGCCGGCACCACGGUAGGCCAGGCCGCAGCUGUGCCACGGCUGGCCAGCCCUGUCCUUGGGUCUGCCGCCCGCCCCGACAGUGCCACCCGCACCUCUGUCGCGGCCCGCCCCGGCAGCGCAGCCGCCAGGGGAGCCAGGCCAGCGGCCAGCCAGGCCGAGGCAGCAGCAGGAGAAGGCGCCGGCGCCCAGCCCAGGCCAGCUACCGAGCAGCAGGCGCAGGCGCAGGCGCAGGCGCAGGGGCAGUCGCCGCCGCAGGCCAGGGGAUUGAGCGCCGGCAGAGCCGUGCUGCGCAGCAAGAGCAUGUGCGUCAACUCCUUUGGCGGCGCCAGCAGCGCUGCUGCCGCAGCAGCCGCCACAGCGGCCGCCGAUGCGGCGGCCCUCUAUGCGAUCACAAGCGAGGCCCGCCAGCAGCAGCAGCAGCAGCAGCAGCAGCAGGCGGCGGAGGCGGCAGCAGCGCAGCAGGCAGCGCAGCUGAAAGACCGGCUUGCGCGGGCAGCGGCUGGGGCAGAGUUGCAGGCGGCGGCAGAGGGUGCGGCUGCGUGGCUGGCACAGCAGCUGUCGGCACGUGCUGCCGACCUGCUCCACCAGCUGGCGGCGGUGCUGGGAAUCAGCGCCCUCGGCGCCCGCGCCCCGGCCGGAGACGCAGCCGGACACGAGCCCUCCGCCGGGUGUGCAGCUGGCAGCAGCGGCGGCGAGGGCGGCGAGGGCGCUGCACCUGCCGCGGCCAAAGCCGCCGCUGCUGCUGCUGCUGCUGCUGCCGGCGCACCUGGCGCCGCGCCCGCGACCGCGGCGGCAGCGGCGGGCCAGCGCCCUCACCAGCUCUUCCAGCAGUGCAGCCAGCUGCGGGGGGAGAAGGCGUCGCUGGAGCGGCUGAAUGGGGAGCUGAGCGCGCAGGUCAGGGCCCACCAGGGCCAGCUGGCCUCCCUGCACCUCCGCCUGGACAACCUGCUGCUGGAGCGGCAGCGGAUGCAGGAGGAGGCGGCCGAGGCGGCGGCCGCCGUGGCGGCGCUGCGCCGGAAGCUGCCCAGGGGGCAGGCGCAGGGGGAGCCGGGGCCUGCACUGGACACAGCCAACGCGGAGGGCGCGCCCCAGCGCCCCAGUGCGCGCGCCAGCUGGCAGAGCGAGGGCGGGGGCAGCGGCAGGGCGGUGGGGGAGCUGGCCAGCGAGGAGGUGACCUGGGGGCGCACGCUGACGGGCAGGGCGCCCGCGGCACGCCCCAGGAACGUGCCGCCCGUGGACCUGGCGCGCCUGCGCCCGCCGCCGCCGCCAGGCGGGCGGCAGGCAGGCGCAAGGGCGUGA